This is a messenger RNA of Boleophthalmus pectinirostris (great blue-spotted mudskipper), 1411 nucleotides long. RefSeq names its product major histocompatibility complex class I-related gene protein-like. The record is from RefSeq and is a predicted model, not a curated record. Gene Ontology annotation, biological process: immune response. The transcript is spliced from 5 exons. NCBI's taxonomy places the organism in Eukaryota, Metazoa, Chordata, Actinopteri, Gobiiformes, Gobiidae. Bases 177 to 974 code for a protein of 265 amino acids. Gene Ontology annotation, cellular component: external side of plasma membrane.
ACACGCUGAGAUAUUUUCACACUUUUUCGUCUCAAGUCCCAAACUUCCCGGAGUUUGUUUCUGUUGGAUAUGUGGACGAUCUUCAGAUCACUCACUACGACAGUGACACUGGGAAUAUGUCCCCAAACAGGAGUGGAUGAAGUAAAAUCACAGAGGAGGAUCCUCAGUACUGGGAGAUGAACACACAAAUCAGUUUGGGGAAUCAGCAGACACUGAAACUCACCAUGAAGACUGUAAAGCAGCGUCUAUAUGUGACUGAAGGUGUCCAUCUUUGGCAGAACAUGUACGGCUGUGACUGGGACGAUGAGACAGAUGAGAUCAGAGGAUAUGAUCAAUACGCUUUUGAUGGAGAAGAUUUUAUAGCGUUUGACUUUGAGACUGAGACAUUUGUGGCUCCAAAACAACAGGCCUUUAUCACCAAACAGAAAUGGGAGAAGAUGGGAUACGGUGUCCACCAGAAAAACUACAUCACUCAUGAAUGUGUUAAGUAUCUGAAGAAACAUGUGCACAAUGGAGAGCACGUUCUGAAGAGAACAGAGCUCCCCCUGGUGUCCCUGCUGCAGAAGUCCUCCUCAGGUCCAGUCACGUGCCACGCCACACGCUUCUACCCCGACAGAGCCAUGCUGUUCUGGACCAAAGACGGAGUGGAGGUGACGGAGGACGUGGACCCUGGAGAGAUCCUGCCCAACGGAGACGGGACCUUCCAGACCAGUGUGUCCCUGGACCUGUCCUCUGUCCCCCCUGAGGACUGGGACAGGUUCAACUGUGUGUUCCAACUGUCCGGGGUCCAAGACGACUAUGUGACCAGACUGGACCGGACCAAGAUCAUCACCAACAACAGGAACAACGAGGAGACGCCCACAGAUCUCGUCUCUGUGUUGGUUCCUGUCGCUGUCGUCCUCAUCCUGAUCUUUGCUGUCGCCUUCGUCUUGAUCAGGAAAUUUAGAGCCAAACUGCCCCCAACACGUAAGUAACACUUUGAUUUACUGCCACUAUUUACUUUUUUACUACUGUUUAAUUACUGCUGCAGCUGUUCUUACUAUGCCCACUGUCAGAGGUGGGUAGAGGACUCGGACUCACACAGAGCGACAGAAGUGUUUUCUUGACCUGAGACUUGUACAGGAAAUGAAGCACAGGCAGGAGAGACUUUAAAAAGCUGCUCUGAGUUCCUCUUUUCCUCUAGUCUCUUCCUCCUCCUCCUCAAAUCUCAGAAAAUCAUGAUUCUUGUAAUGACUUAUUCAGAAGUAUUUUACAGAUAAAGUAAUAAGAAACAGAAUAAUUUUUGCAUAUAUUUGAAUCUUAUUUUUCAAAUAUUUAUUGAGGAUCUGUUAAAUCUCAGUAGAAUCUGUUGUGGGUGAAAUAGUUUGUAAAGUUGUAAUACUUUUGUGUUGUAGCUCCGAUUGAGACAAAG